AUGUCGUCAAUUCGGAGCUCAGGACCAGGCCUGAUCCCUCGAUUGGCCCGCCCAUCACCCCGGAUUCAGAUCCAGAUCCACCCUCGUCCUCGCCCGGGACUCCCAUGCCAGCGCCGACCCGCCGUCCCCAUACUCCCCACGGGGAACGGGAGCAAGCGAGGCAUCGCCACCUUCACGCCUCCGUAUCAGGCACAGGCGAUCUCCACGAUCCAGUCCGCAAUAGACACGAGCAGCGAUGAGUUCAAGGAGAACAAGCUGGCCAUGGACGAGGCCAUGGCGCGCCUGACCGAGCUCACGCGCAAGGUCCAGCAGGGCGGGCCGGAAAAGGCAAGGGAGAAGCAUCUGGCGAGGAAGAAGAUGCUGCCCCGAGACAGGGUCACGGCGCUGGUGGACCCGGGCACCACGUUCAUGGAGCUGGGCGGACUGGCUGGCCAUGAGCUGUACCCGGAGGCCGAGGUACCCGCCGCAGGCAUCAUCACAUGCGUGGGUGCCGUGGAGGGUGUCACAUGCGUUAUUGUUGCCAAUGACAGCACUGUGAAGGGUGGUACAUACUAUCCUAUCACCGUGAAAAAGCAUCUGAGGGCGCAGGCUGUUGCCCAGGAAAACAAGUUACCAUGUAUUUACCUCGUGGACUCCGGUGGUGCAAACCUGCCUCACCAGUCCGAUGUCUUCCCAGACCGCGAUCAUUUCGGCCGCAUCUUCUACAACCAGGCACGCAUGUCUGCGGCCGGGAUCCCGCAAAUAUCCGUCGUCAUGGGACCAUGUACAGCAGGAGGCGCCUACGUCCCGGCCAUGUCCGACGAGAGCAUCAUUGUACAGGAGCAGGGACACAUCUUCCUCGCAGGCCCGCCCUUGGUCAAAGCCGCCACGGGAGAGUCGGUCAGCGCAGAAGAGUUGGGCGGAGGCAAGAUGCACUCGAGCGUCUCGGGUGUGACCGACUACCUGGCAGUGGACGAUGCACAUGCCAUCGUGCUGGCGAGGCGGUGCAUAAGGAAUCUGAACUGGCCUCAUAAGACAGACCUGCCACGACAAAGGGAAUCAUUUCUCGAGCCUCUCUACUCCCCGACAGAGCUUUUGGGCAUAGCAUCCACCAAUCUCCGGAAGCCCCUGCCAAUUCACGAGGUGAUAGCCAGGGUUGUCGACGGCUCCGCCUUUGCAGAGUUCAAGCGCGACUACGGGACCACGCUGGUGACAGGGUUCGCGCACAUCUACGGUCAACAGGUUGGCAUCGUUGCCAACAACGGUAUUCUGUUUUCCUCUUCUGCCCUGAAAGGGGCUCACUUUAUCGAGCUGUGUAGUCAGCGGGGCAUCCCGCUCGUCUUCCUUCAGAACAUCAGCGGAUUCAUGGUCGGCACCGACGCGGAGAGGGAAGGCAUCGCGAAGAAUGGCGCAAAGCUUGUUACCGCAGUGGCUUGCGCCGACGUACCCAAGUUUACAGUCGUGGUUGGCGGCAGCUAUGGUGCUGGCAACUACGGCAUGUGUGGGAGGGCAUAUUCACCGAGGUUCCUGUGGAUGUGGCCCAAUGCCAGGAUUGGUGUCAUGGGCGGUGAACAGCUGGCAGCAGUGAUGGAGACAGUGGGGAAGACCGUGGAUACGGGCCUGAAGGAGAGGAUCGAGAAGGAGAGUGACGCUGUCUACUCGAGCGCGAGGUUAUGGGACGAUGGUGUCAUUCCUCCACAACAGACGAGGCCAUAUCUAGGACUGGGCUUGCGGGCUGCCAUGUCCGGCCGAAACGAAGUUAGAGCUGGCGACACGAAGUUUGGCGUCUUCCGAAUGUAG
Messenger RNA from Diaporthe citri, 1779 nucleotides. RefSeq lists its product as uncharacterized. Gene Ontology annotation, biological process: L-leucine catabolic process. Gene Ontology annotation, cellular component: methylcrotonoyl-CoA carboxylase complex; mitochondrion. NCBI's taxonomy places the organism in Eukaryota, Fungi, Ascomycota, Sordariomycetes, Diaporthales, Diaporthaceae. The record is from RefSeq and is a predicted model, not a curated record. Gene Ontology annotation, molecular function: methylcrotonoyl-CoA carboxylase activity. The coding region runs from base 1 to 1779 and encodes 592 amino acids. The transcript has 3 exons.